AGCUAGCCGUCUCCGCGCUGCAGGCGAAGCUUAUUUGCAGAAACCCUCCUGCCCCCCGGGGGCCUAGCUAUCCGUGGAUCCCCAUCGACGCCGGGCGGCACUUUAGCGGCUGGCGCUCCGCGUAAAGCCGUCGUAAAAUAUCACCACGUUAAGAUCCGUCGUUUGACGAGCUGGGCGAGCGCGCGAGCGCGUGCGUGCGUGCGUUUGAUUUACGGCAGCUAGUUAGCCGUCGCAGCUGUCACCCGACACUGCCGCCGCGAAGCCGAACGGAAGCCUCGACCGAGCCGUCAGCAGCCGAGGAUGAACGUCGCCAAAAGUGGCUAUCGUGUCUUCUCUGCAAACUCCUCUGCAGCCUGCACGGAAUUAGCCAAGAAGAUAACCGAGCGGCUGGGAGUUGAGUUGGGGAAGUCUGUGGUCUUCCAGGAAUCUAACAGAGAGACAAGAGUGGAUGUAAAAGAAUCGGUUCGUGGUCAAACGAUCUUCAUCAUACAAACUAUACCACGAGAUGUCAACACGGCCAUUAUGGAGCUGCUGGUCAUGGCCUAUGCUCUCAAGACCUCUUGUGCAAAAAACAUAAUCGGGGUCAUUCCUUACUUCCCUUACAGCAAACAGUGUAAGAUGAGAAAGAGAGGCUCCAUAGUGUGCAAGCUGCUGGCCUCCAUGUUGGCCAAAGCAGGUUUAACACACAUCAUUACCAUGGACCUGCAUCAGAAGGAGAUCCAGGGAUUUUUUAGCUUUCCAGUGGACAAUCUGCGUGCCUCGCCUUUCUUGCUGCAGUACAUCCAAGAGGAGGUCCCUGAUUACAGAAAUGCCAUUAUUGUGGCAAAGUCCCCAUCAGCAGCCAAGAGAGCUCAGUCCUACGCAGAGCGGUUGCGUCUGGGCCUGGCUGUGAUGCACGGAGAGGCCCAGUGUUCAGAGUCUGACAUGGCUGAUGGGAGACAUUCCCCUCCCUGUGUACGCAACACCACAGGACACCCGGGACUAGAGCUUCCUUUAAUGAUGGCCAAGGAGAAGCCUCCUAUCACUGUAGUUGGAGACGUGGGAGGAAGGAUUGCCAUCAUUGUGGAUGACAUCAUAGAUGACGUGGAGGACUUCGUAGCAGCUGCAGAGAUCCUGAAAGAGAGAGGGGCUUACAAGAUCUACAUCAUGGCCACACAUGGCUUACUGUCUGCUGAUGCCCCGCGCCUUAUAGAGGAGUCUGCCAUCGAUGAGGUGGUGGUGACCAAUACAGUCCCCCACGAAGUGCAGAAGCUGCAGUGUCCCAAGAUCAAAACCGUGGACGUGAGUAUGAUACUCGCUGAGGCCAUCCGUCGCAUCCACAAUGGAGAGUCCAUGGCCUACCUGUUCCGCAACAUCACCGUGGAUGACUAGAGG
This is a messenger RNA of Lampris incognitus (smalleye Pacific opah), 1374 nucleotides long. It is a transcript of the gene prpsap1, whose product is annotated as phosphoribosyl pyrophosphate synthetase-associated protein 1. The transcript has 10 exons. Gene Ontology annotation, biological process: 5-phosphoribose 1-diphosphate biosynthetic process; purine nucleotide biosynthetic process. Gene Ontology annotation, molecular function: magnesium ion binding; ribose phosphate diphosphokinase activity. Gene Ontology annotation, cellular component: ribose phosphate diphosphokinase complex; cytoplasm. The coding region runs from base 301 to 1371 and encodes 356 amino acids. The record is from RefSeq and is a predicted model, not a curated record. NCBI's taxonomy places the organism in Eukaryota, Metazoa, Chordata, Actinopteri, Lampriformes, Lampridae.